Cooperia oncophora is the source of this 435-nucleotide messenger RNA. Lineage: Eukaryota; Metazoa; Nematoda; Chromadorea; Rhabditida; Trichostrongylidae. The record is from the annotation of a GenBank genome assembly.
CUGGAUUCCGUAGCAUUUUUAGUAGAGAUUGAUGCUAGUGUUCCAGAACCUGAUGAUUCUGUUGCAACGAUAUUGUCUUCACCACGCAAAUUAUUAUCUAACGGUGCUUCACAGUUAACCCGGAAAGGUUUCACGUUCCUAAACAAUGCCGUCAACACUGCUAAAGAUAUUGGUGCUAAUUCUGAUGUUCCUUAUAUAUUAGAAGAUGCAUGGAGCAAAAUAAAUAUAAAAGAAGAUCUUGGUACCUUCCUACAGAAUGUGGUAGAUAUAGUCGAUCCAGUGGAUGAUGGAAAUGUCUUCGUCCAAGUGACGAAUCUAGAUCUAGUGAUAUUUCUCGUGUUCCGGAUCAUGCCUAUGGUAAGCGUUACCAUUGACAGUUCGGAAUUUAGCUCUCUUUUUCCUUUUUUUUCGGGUAAGCCCUUUUUGUCCGGGUAA